UACCCGGAGGAUCAUCGACCGCGCGAAGCCCCGAGCCCGGUGUGCGCGUGUCUGCCUCUCGAGCUUGUCGGUGAGCGGCUCUGAAAUGAAUGAAGUGUCCGGUGGUCUUCGGGAGAGACAGACACCAGGGAAAGGCUGUCCCAGGACGCGUGUUACCGCAGCCGGAAUAUUAGCUAUCACACCGGUGAUUGUGAACCUGACGGCGGCGCGCGCGGUGCUGCUCGUGUGUCCGUGACAACAGGCUGAUGGUGCAGAGGCGCGUGCGGUGCUGUUUGGUCGUUUGGUGUGAGCGCGAGGACGGCAUACAGAUAAAUACUGCAUCUCGAUUGAUGACACUUGGUCUGUUGGGGCUGUGCGCCAUAUUUUCGAUGCACCUCCACCUCCCAUCAAAUGAACGGUGAUCCUGGGCUGAUGGAUACCUUUCAGUGAUUAUCUAUUGAUCUGUUUUUACCUCAUAGUUUUCAGUCCUGCCAAAAGACACACAUGCACCCAUUCUCUAUAAGCAUGGGUUUCUUCCUGUCUACCUCAUCUCAUUCAUUGUUAAGCCAUUGAUUUGAAUGCCAUGCAAAGACUGAUGUCACAAGGAGCUUUACUGAUGAAAAAGGCUGUCGUCGUGCUCUAAAAGUGUUUGCUCUGAGCUCUUUUGUGUUUGAUGGGAUCAAAUUCACCAUAAGGAUUCAGGUGUCCUCAUGUUAGAGUAAACUCCUCCGUAGUUUUUUUUUUUUUUUUUAAGCCUGUGGAAUGCUUGAUCUCAAGAUGAAGGAGACGUGUCGCAUCUGUGGACGGGAGCUCUGUGGUAACCAACGGCGAUGGAUCUUCCACCCCACCGCCAAGCUCAACCUGCAGGUGCUGCUGUCUCACGCUCUCGGGCGGGAGCUGACCCGGGAUGGCAGAGGAGAGUUUGCCUGCUCCAAGUGCAUCUUCAUGCUGGACCGCAUGUACCGCUUCGACACGGUGAUCGCCCGUGUGGAGGCCCUGUCCAUCGAAAGGUUGCAGAGGCUCCUGCAGGAGAAACAUCGGCUCAGACAGUGCAUUGGUGGACUCUACAGGAAAACAAAUUCGGAAGAGGGUGCUGUGACGUUACCUGGAGGUAAUGAAGGACCAGGAGAUGGGAUGGUGGACAUUUCAGGUCUCACCCAUGCAAAGUAUUGUGCCCUGCUCCAGGAUGACCUGGUCUACUCUUUGUAUGAGUCCUGGAAUGACGACAGCCUGGACUGUUACCACCACCACCCUCAGUGUACUGCUGGUCCAGGGUCGGAGUCAACAGUUGCAGGCUCUCAUCGAUGCGUUCCCAGCACUCCCAGGAGGUGUCGGGGAUGUUCUUACUUGCGAGUGGCAGACUCCGACUAUGAAGCAGUCUGCAAGGUGCCCAGGAAGCUGGCACGGAGUAUUUCUUGUGGGCCAUCAACCAGAUAUUCAGCCAGUGUUAUUGGAGGAAGCGUGACUGGAGGAGUUGGAGGUGUUGGAGAAGGAGUAGAAGAAAGGGAAAAUGUGGAGGAUUCAGAAGCCCCCUCCUCUCUAACUCUAGUCCCUGGUUCUCAGGACCCCUCAAAAACCUCAGACAGCGAUCGUACUCUGGCUGGACGAGCCAGCUCCAGCCCCUCUAUAGCAUCCUUAGAGACAACUGAGGAAUAUACACAAACUGGAGCCAUAACAGAUGGACCGCUGGGCUCCCCCAGGGAACCAAUAGAUGAUCGGAUAUCUGACUCCCUCUCUGAGGAGCACAUGGGCGCUCCACAUGGCCAAGCUUCACCUGGACCCAGCCUUUCUCUGGCCCUCUGUUUGCUGCAGAGCUAUGCUGUCCACCGGCCAGUCCGGAGCUCUAAGGGAAGCAAGCUGCCUGUGCUGGUCCGACGGAGCUCCAGUAAUGGAGGUGCGAGGCUGGGUUUCCCUGAUCCUGUUCUGGGAAUGUCUUAUGGAACUCCAGACGGAGAGAGAGACAGCCACAUGCCAACACCUGAGCUGGAGACUCCUCUGAUCAGGCUUGAUGUCGGCCUCGAUCAGGUUCUGAAUCUGGCUGACAUGGAAGAAUUAUUGGAAGACUUGUACAAAGAGUAUCCUCCUCCACGUCCCCACCAGAGCCUCGUUGAAGAGCAGCAGAGUCAACUAAACCAGUAUGAGUGUGCGGCCGGUCAGUGUGUCAGCGAGCUUCAGAAGGCCCAGCUCCAGGUCCAAUCACUGCAGGCCAAGAUCCAUGAGAGCGAGGCCAACAAUAUGAAACUGCAGGAGAAGCUGACCGAGAUGGAGUGUGAGCUGCGUUCAAUCCGUCAGGCUGCUCAGAGCCAGGAAAGAACCAUUCAAGGUCUCACAGAGUCCAGCAGCACCAAAGACAGUGAGGUCCAGGAGCUGUAUCAGCUGAUUGAUGGGCAGAACACCACGCUGUGUAAGCUGAGAGAAUUGGCCCACCGCAACCAGCUUUCUCAAUGCAAGGCUCCAGAGGGGGUCAGCGAAUCUUUGACACUCGCCCAGGUGCAGGGCGAGCUGGUGGCGGCACAGAGCUCCCUGUUCUCCCUUGGUCUGGAGCUGGAAGCUAGCCAGAGGAGUCUGAGACAGAGCCAGAGACAAGGAGACGAUGUGAUGAGGUUCAAGGACAGACUGAACUCUGAUUUGCAGGAGGUACUGCAGCACAGGGAGGUCACUGAAAAACACAACCAGGACCUGCGCUGUGCCCUGCAGAAAACUCACUCUGAGCUUCAGGCCAAAGAAGCCGCUCUGAAGGAGAGCGAGGCAGAGAGACACACUGUGGUGCAGGAAAAGGACAGGAGCAUCACACAGCUCGAAUGCUCUCUGCAGGACAAGGAGCGACAGUUGCAGGAGUACUCAGAGAUGUUGGAAUCAACAGGAAGCUCUAAAUCAAGAGAUGCCCUGCUGGAGAAACUUAGAGAGCGUAUAAAAGAUAGAGACAGAGCUCUGGAGCGCUCCAUCGAUGACAAGUUCCGCUGUGUGGAGGAGCGUGAGGGCCAGGUGAGGAGGCUGCAGCUGGCCCUCAGGGAGAAGGAACGAGACCUGGAGAGACUCCGCUGCAUCCUGUCCAGCAACGAGGAGACAAUCACGAGCCUGGACGCCUUGGUGCGGGGUAAAGAGCUGGAGCUGGAGCAGGCGGCCGAGGCCUACAGGAACCUUCAGUGGUUGAAGCAGCAGAGCGAGGAGAAGGAGAGAAACACUCUGAGAGAGAAAGACACCAUCAUAGGCCAGCUACAGGCGGCUCUACAGACACACAGCCAGGAGACACAGGAUCUGACAGCCGCCCUCGUUGCCAGAGUUCAGGCCGGUCCAACCAACGUGGUAGAGGAGCUGAAGGCUCGACUGGCGCUUAAAGAGAAACUGUUUCAGGAACUGCUGUCAGACCGCAGCCGCCAGUCCAAUGAACACCAAGCACAGGUCCAGGACAUGCUGAACACCAUCAGCUCCAAAGACCAGUAUCUGCAGGACUACUCCUACAGGCUCUCCCUUGUGAUCAGCGAGCAGACCACCCAGCAGCAGGAGCUCCGCAGACAGCUGUCAUUAAGAGAACAGGAGCUGUGCGAGCUCAAACGGGACAAGGAGAGAGAGAUGGGAGGAGAGACGGAGCAUCUGCGGAGUCUGCUGAAAGAGAAAGAAGCCUUUAUCAAGGAACUGAUGCAGGGCCAGGAGGAGGCGAUGCAGCCAUCCAAUGAAGAGAGUGAGGCAGAGAUGAAGGCUCUCCAGGAGGAGUUGCAGCUGGUACUGAAGAAGGAGAGGGAAGCUCAGAAGGAGCUCUCUGCUCUGCGCUUGUCUUUGGCUCACCAGCAGGUGGAGACUAACAGCUCUGAUCCUCAAUGUGUGCUGGAGCAGCUUGUGUCAGAGUACAACAAGCUGAACGACGCCCUGAGGGCGGAGAAGAGAUUAUACCAAAGUCUCACGCACAUUCACACCAAGAGUGACAGCUCAGAGAAGAUCCAGGCACUGCACACUGAGCUAGACUCGGUUCAGGCACUUCGCAGACAGUUGGAUGAGGUCCUGGCCAGGACCCGUGACAUGGCCCUGGUGAUGGAAAGGGCAGCUAAGAGGCAGCCUGACUUUGGAGAGCUCAGCACAGAGGAAGACGAGGAGGAGGAGGAGGGAGACGAUGAAGACGGCAGCAGUGACGAGUUCACAGACAGCAUAGAGGAGGACGAUAAUAAAGUGACGGCCAGAAGUUUGGCCUCCAAUCAGGAUCGUGGACCUCAGGGUGUGACUGGAGGGCUGGUGAGAGGGUUAGUGUCCCAGAGAGCUGAUGUGAAGGAGCUCGAGGAAGCAAAGAGGACACUUGAAGGCCAGCUUGCAGAGAUAAGAUUACAACUGGAGGGAGAUGGAUACACGUCCGUGGCUCAGAUGAGGAGUGCACUGCAGAGCUUGCAGCAGGAGAACCAGGCUCUGAAAGUAAGCCAAGGACGAGCUGGAGUUGUGGCACUGAGGACAAACACAGAGAGGAAUCACAGGAUUCUGACCCAAGAAGAGGAGGACGAAGAGGAGGAGGAGGAGGAAGAAGAAGAAGAAGAAGAAGAAGAAGAAGAAGAGGAGGAGGAGGAGGACAUUGAGGAAGAAGAUGAAGAGGAGGAAACAUCACCACAACAUGUGCCUGUGGGCAAGCGGCGUCCUCCAUGUGUUAGUCUGAGUGACGAGCGAGGGAAGAGGCAGUGCACAAGGCCCCUAACGUCUCAUCAUCACACACACCAGCCUGUGACGGAGGUGGAGCCUGCUGGUGGCAGCAGCGAGAUGGAAGAACUCUGGCAGGAUAUAGACGAGGGUCUCCGUGAGCAGGCGGCCCGUCUGAGCUCCGAUCUGGCUCUGAGCCACCAGGAGAACAGAGAGCUGCAGGAAAGGCUGAUGGUGUCUGAGGCCACGGUCCACGCUCAGGCUGAACAACUGAAGGACUACAGAGACCUGCUCACGGAGACAUCAGUCCAGCAGGCCAGUAAGCAGGUGCAGGUGGAUCUCCAGGAUCUGGGUUAUGAGACUUGUGGUCGCAGCGAGAACGAAGCUGAGAGAGAAGACGCGAGCAGUCCAGAGUUUGAUGACCUGGAGAUGUGCACGUCACUGUCCCAUCAACAGGACUAUGAGGCUGUGGGCGGUAGCUGGUAUGCUGGUAACUGCAGCAGUAAAAGUGUCGCUUAUGAAAUGGGAGCUGAAUCAGCUUCUCUCCAGCAUCUGGUCCAGGAUCUCCGCUCACAGCUGACUCGCUGUCACAAGGUGAUCCGCGGGCUGCAGCUGCGUGUACGCUCCCUGUCUACCACCAGCGACUACGCCUCCAGCCUGGAGCGCACCCCGCGCAAGGUAAACUGGGCCUUCGAGACAUCACCGGCCCCGAGCGGUGUGGAGGAGGAUGAAGGCUGGAUGUCUGAUACACAAGGGAUUCGCUCUGGGUCCAAGCCCAGCAGGGAACUGCAAGAACUGAUGGAACGAGUGGCGUCACUGGAGGCGCAACUGAAGAGCUCCAGACUGGAGGGCAAAGGAGAGGAGGGCAAAUGUGCCACUUGGCCUGGGAAGUACAACUCUCUGAUCCAGACACAAGCACGUGAGCUGUCUCACCUGAGGCAGAGGAUGAGAGAGGGGCAAGGAGUCUGCCAUAUCCUCACCCAGAACCUGGGUGAUACCACCAAGGCCUUUGAGGAGCUACUGCGUGCCAAUGAUAUUGAUUACUACAUGGGUCAAAGCUUUAGAGAGCAGCUGGCACAGAACACUGCCCUGGCACAAAGAGUGGUCACCAAGAUCAGUGGACGUGACCGUGCAGAGAGCCAUGAUGACAAGGCAGGCCAUGAGCUGCUUGCCCUACGGCUGAGUAAGGAGCUUCAGCAGAAAGAUAAAAUCAUCGAGUCACUCCACACCAAGCUGCAGCAGCGUCCAGAGACACCGUCCAGUUGCCAUGCUCUUUCUGAGACCACCGAUCAAUCAGACAGGACCUCGCUGGUGUCCGAUGAGUACAGAACCAAUGAAGACUUGGAGCUGUGCUCCGAUUUAGAUGCCAGAGAAUAUCAGGAGGAGCACCAUCUGCGGCAGCCAGGACACGGAUCAGAACCAGACGUCCGUCCAUCUAUCCCUCCUCCUCAUGGCUUCCUCAAGUCCUCCAGCAGCUGUCCCAACAUGCUUUGCUCAGCCCCUGUGGGUUUGACCAAUCAGUCCUCCAGAGCCCUUUUCAGGGAGCCUGUCUCCUUCUCCCUCUCUGUCCCCUCUGGCCCUGACGUCUGGGGUAUGGAAGUCACUUCUGACCCCCGGCCCAGGGCCCUGUCUGUGAUCGCUGUUCGCCCAGAGCUGGACACGCUGUACAAACAGAUGAAUGAGCACAACAGGGGUUUCGCAGUCCCCCAUGACAAGGCUCUGUUCCCUCUCUCACCUGGUGCCCAUAACCAACACGACCUCUCAUCCAGCUACAGCCAGCUAUCCCAUCAUGCCUUUCAACAGUAUCAGCUGGGUGGCAUUCCCGAAAGCCACUCGCUGAAGUCUGACUCAGGUCUAGUGACAGGAGGGACGCUGUGGGACAUGGAGAACAUGGUUCAGCCGGUUGGAAGCUUUUCUGGAUCCCCGGCACACCAGCAAGGAAGCGGCCAUGCAGGGGCAAAUUUGAUAGAGGAGCACCUGCGGGAGGUGAGGUGCCUCCGUCAGCGUCUGGAGGAGUCCAUUAGGACCAAUGAGAGGCUACGACAGCAGCUGGAAGAAAGACUGGCCACCACUGGGCGUGAUGGAGGGGCACCAACAAACAUCUACAUUCAAGGACUGGACACAGUCACUCAGCUGUCCAAUGAGAUCAGAGUCCUGAAGGAGGAGAACCUGGGUCUACAGUCGCGUCUACAGGCCAGCACAGACUCAUGUGAGGAGGUGGUGCAGUUGCGGGAGGCGGUGUUUACAGCACGUGCCCGCCUGAAACAAGCCGAGCUAGAGGCAGAGCAGUGGAAAGAGGAGCUAAGACGACUUCAGGCUCACAGUCAGGAGCAGGGACAGCAGAUACACAUAUUAAGGCAGGAACGGCAGGCCAGUCAGGAGAAAACCAACAGGCUCCAACACGAGGUGUCUCUACUGCAGCAGCAGCUAUGUGAGAGCAGAGACCUCAUCCACUCCCUGCAGAGUGAGCUCCAGGUGUAUGAUCGAGUGUGUUCCAGCACAAAGGCCAACAAAGGCUACCUGUGUGAGCUCCCAGGUUUACCGGUGGAGCUUGGGGAACUGCUCGGGGAGGUGAGGAGUCUGCGAGCUCAGCUGCAAAACAGCGUCCAGGAGAACAGCGCCCUCAAACAACUCGAGCUCCACAAGCAGCUCGAGCAGAAGCUGGGUGGAGGCUCUCCUCGGACUCCCUCCCUCUCUGCCCUCACUGCCAGCCCCCAGAGGGAAAACUUCUACAGACGACAGCUGCUGCACGACCCAGCUCCAUCUCCACCUGUCAGGGACAUUGGUCUGUUUAACUGUGGAUCUCCCGGUCCUCCCUACUCAGACUUGGACGACAGCCAUAGUACUGCCAAUGCAGACACACUUGACCCUCACUCUGAGCUGGAGGGGGAGGCUCCUGACGGUUCGUUUGCAAACCGCAACGGUCGCCAUGCCAUCGGUCAUGUGGAUGACUUCAGUGCUCUUCAGCAGCAGGUCCUAGAGGGCCGGAGCCUUGUCCAGCGCAUGGAGUCCACCCUGCAGGCCUGCCUCGGCCCAUCGCUGCUGGAUGGCAACCAGAAACAGAGCAGUGAGCUGGUCCUGGAUUAUGGAUGUGUGAAAAGUCUGCUGUCCAACACCAAAACUCUGAGGCAGAUCCUGGAGGAGGCGAUGUCUCUGCUGAAGAUGUUCUGGAGAGCAGCUCUGCCCAGCACUGAUCCCUCCAUGCAAAACCUCAAGAAGGAGCAGUGUAUGCAGGAGGAGAUCUUGUCCCUGAAACUCCGUAUAUCUGAGCAAGAAGAGGUUCUUAAAGGGACGAUUCAAAGACUGAGGAGCACCAGCCGCACCAAGGAGAGCAUGGAGCACUUCAUCGUCAAUCAGUUGUCGAGGACUCGUGAUGUGCUGAAGAAAGCAAGGACGAAUUUAGAGAAGAAUGAGCUGAGACUUUCUUCUCUAAGCUCCUCCUCUUGCUCUCCUUAUGCUGCUGAGGACCCAGGAGGUGCUGCCAGAGAGCGGCCUGUUGAUCGCAGUUUCCUGAAGACCAGCGCUGCUUCCGGAGCUGGAGCCAAUCAACGUCCAACAGCGAGGAAGCGCAGCAGCGAAUGCCUGCUUUAGACUUUUAAAGAACCAGCCUCAACGCCACCACCUCUGACCUCUAUGCUGAAACAGCCAAGAUACACCACCCCACCCCAUUCUCCUUUCCAGCCCUCCACACCAGCCUUUCCUGUCCCACUCGCCCUCCGCCUUUACCUCCGUCCAGCCUUGAGAGUGCUUCCAUCCGUCCCUCCUCCAGGCAACAUGUGCACAGUAUAAUCUGCACCAUGAGCCUUACGAAACUCCCUCCGCCCACUCACCAAUUUCCUGUCACUCUCUACCCCCUCCCACCACAUUUAUUGUGUUUUUUGUCUUUGAGUGAUACAGUCAGCAGUUUGCCUUGUCGUGUGUGUGACAGAAGAAAGGGUUUGAAAUGUGCCUGGUGGUUUCGGUGAUGUGCGUCCUACUGAUGGAGCUGGUUGAAGAUGCUCCUAGACACUGAUCAGGUGUGUUUUCAUGAAGGCAUUUUGGUCUUAGUGGUUGUCAGUCUCUAAGAGCAUCUUCUCCUGAGAGCCAGACAGCUUGUGGACAGAAUAAAUGUUCAUGCAUGUUUAAUCGUGGCUUGUGAGAGGAAUUCUGCACACAUGUACACACAUUACUGUACGUAUAUACAGUAUGUGUGGUCAAAAAACGGCUCACUCAAAGACAAAACAUCCUCAACUUUGACUGCCACAGAAAUGCAAGUUUACUUCUUGUGGCACUUUUAUUAACAAGAUUUUUUUGCAAAUGCAAUGCAAAGAACAGUGACACCCACAAUGUAUCACAGUGGAGGAAUGUAGAGGAAAUAGGUGAUCUCUUCUAAGUAGUCAUGUACUAGCUAUUAUACGUAUUUGUGGAGGAAGCUUAUGAAUGGUAUGUCUGCCUUCAGCCAAGGGUUAUGAAUAGCAGAACAAGAGCCAGAGAAGUUCCAUUUUAGUCACAGAUCUCCUCUUUUAGUGCUUUUUUGGCAUCGAUCUACAGAAUUUGAAGUACUGAAUAAAUCGGUUACAGCUAAGGUUAAGCUCAAGGCUUUGAUCAAUCUAAUUGGUUAUGAUUUCUAAGCGGGAUUUACAUUAAGAUAUGUAAAGAAAAGAGGUUAAAGUGCUCAAAUGGAACCAGGCUAAACGCGUAUUCAAGCUCCUCUGUAGGAGUUCUCAUACGAGCAUGUGCAAUAAUGAUUUUGUUUCUUGAAUGAUCAUGCUGCACCGAGUUAUUAUUAUUUCUUUGCUUGACACUGGAUUAUUAGUCACACUCACAUAAUAAAGUUAGGACACAAUCAGUGUUACGAUUGUGCGUUUUUGGAGUGUUGAUGCAUGACAGAGAUUGUAUAUGGUAAAAAAAAAGCUAUGGAACAGAGGAUUGCCAAUACUUGCCAAACUUUGAACUUUGAACUCUUCACUGUCACUUUGACUUGCCUUAUCCAUGCGAAUGACAAACCCAGGUCUGAUAAGACCGAUGGGUAUACCGAGGUGUCUUUUCUUCUGAGGGCCUCUAGAACCACAGAGAUGGUAACCGUUAGACAGUUUAUUUCGAAUUGUGAGAUGGAAAUUAGCUCCUUUUUUGGACCAAAACUCAUUAGAGUGGAUUUUUCCCUCAUGGCCAUAUGCUAUUGUCUUUAUGUUAUGUCUCUUGGUUCAGGCCGUCUUAACAUUCCCAUGGCAAUGGCAAUAGAUGAUGCAAACUUUGGCAGGCUACUGGUGGGAUCAUUGUUCUUUAAUUCACUCACUUACAAUCAGUUCAACAUUUAGUUUGGUGUGUUUUCUUGCUGUACAUUUGCCAUUUGAAGCUGUAAAUAUGCUGCCUUUCCUGUAUGAAUUUGACUUUUGUGAGAGUGUGUGUGUGUGCAUGUGUGUGAGAAAAAACAUCCAACAUUUGCUUUUUGCAAAGUUGAUUUUCUGGGUAGCUGUGCAAUAGCUCUAUAUAUUUUAUUUUGAUGUUAAACAUCAUUGUGUUACGAGUAUGUUUGCUACAUUCACCUCCUGCGAUGUAUGAUUUAUAUGCAGUGUAUGUUAGAGGAUUAUGUCACUUUGAAUCAAGUAGUCACAUAGGCUGUGUCUGAUAAGAAAUUACAAACUAUGCCUUCAUGAUAUCUAAGUCUCUGAUCACAGUAUCGUUCACCUAUAACAAAGCUCUGAUUAAUGUUGCUUCGCUUGCCUUUAAAUUUAGCUUGAGAGCUUCAAUCUGCUCUCGGUGGUAGAAAUGGCCUUGAACUAGCGCUUGUCUACCUGAGAUUUGCCAAAUUAGGUUUUGUUUGCGCUCAAGUCUUUAGAAAAAGACAAAAGUUGCCAAGUAUUUCAAUAGAGGUGAAUAGUUUGAUAUUACCUUUUGAAAUUAAAGUUAAAGGGAAAAGUUUUGAAGAAUUGUCUACUGUAAAAAAAAAAGCAAAAGCCAAUGACUGGAAAGAUUGUGAAUAAAGCACCUUGUUAGAGCGUAAACAAAGCCUUUUUGCUAUUGUUGUUAAGAAGGGAAUCAAACAGCUGUUUGAAACAAUGUAUUGUUGGUCCUGAGUUGCGUAUGUAUAUAGCGCUAUUUGAUUGGUGCAGCUUUUAUGUGAUUGGAAAGCAGCUUUUUUCCGAGUUUGUGCAUAAUGAACUAGAACGCCGAUACAGGACUCAUAUGGAUCCUGUCUCUGAUGACAGUUAACAGUGUGCUGUGUUGGCAAAAGUAUUAUCAAUGAAAGAUUUUGGAAAAGAAUGAAUAAAACACUUGAAAAGCUUG
This is a messenger RNA of Larimichthys crocea (large yellow croaker), 10863 nucleotides long. Its product is annotated as myomegalin. Lineage: Eukaryota; Metazoa; Chordata; Actinopteri; Sciaenidae. Gene Ontology annotation, cellular component: nucleus; Golgi apparatus; centrosome. The record is from RefSeq and is a predicted model, not a curated record. Gene Ontology annotation, biological process: regulation of Golgi organization; positive regulation of microtubule nucleation; centrosome cycle. Gene Ontology annotation, molecular function: zinc ion binding; molecular adaptor activity. Bases 742 to 8187 code for a protein of 2481 amino acids. The transcript is spliced from 41 exons.